This is a messenger RNA of Nematolebias whitei (Rio pearlfish), 435 nucleotides long. RefSeq names its product agouti signaling protein 1 (gene asip1). Gene Ontology annotation, cellular component: extracellular region. Gene Ontology annotation, biological process: melanosome organization; positive regulation of melanin biosynthetic process; hormone-mediated signaling pathway. Lineage: Eukaryota; Metazoa; Chordata; Actinopteri; Cyprinodontiformes; Rivulidae. Bases 55 to 435 code for a protein of 126 amino acids. The record is from RefSeq and is a predicted model, not a curated record. The transcript has 4 exons. Gene Ontology annotation, molecular function: neuropeptide hormone activity; melanocortin receptor binding.
GAUAUUGAGCGUUCGGGGCGUCCUGCAGCAGCACGUCGUAGAAACCAUAGAAAGAUGCACGCCUCGCUGCUGCUCAGCUGCCUCGUCUUCGCUGCCGUACAUUUUUAUAUUGGCUUCGCCCACAUGAUCGUUGACGACCGACUUUCUACUAAAAAGACGUUCGCUUCCAUCGCCGUGUCUCAGAGCCUUCAGAUAGACACACCUCCUGUUGUUAUUGUGGAGUUAGCAAAAUCUGCGCAGAAGAAAGAGAAACCCAAAAAGCAAAAGAAGAGUAAGAUUGCUGUCAGGAAGCGACCUCCUCCUCCUGCAAACUGCACCCCGCUGUGGGGGAGCUGCAAGGCACCGGGCAAUGUGUGCUGUGACUUCUGCGCCUUCUGCCAGUGCCGGCUCUUCAAAACGGUCUGCUUCUGCCGGAUGGGCAACCCCAGCUGCUGA